AUGCCUGGCCACAGCACAGGGGCUAACCAUAAGUCCUACUCCCACACACACCACCACACAGCACGCCCCAGGGCUGAUGGCUACAGGCAGGGCCGCACCAGCUCCAGGGACCACACCGUCAGCCAGGAGUCCGGCCGGGGACACCACGGCGAACAGCCCCGCCACUCCGAGACCCAGCACUCCCGUAAAACGCACCAUCGCCAUGCCAACGGGCGGGGCUCCGAGACCUUGGGUUUCAUCCCGGGUUCGGCAGACUCCCCUCAGGGCACGCAUGCCUGUGGAUCCUGUGCCUCUCUUGGCUGGAGCGGAUGCAAAGCCCUCCUGUGCUGCGUUCUCACCUGCGGGCUGUACGGCACCCGAGAGCCCUGCCUUCCUGUUAACGAGAGCUCCACGGAUACCAAGGUGAAACCCGAGCAGGAGCCCCGUCCGACAGCCAACGGCAUUGCCUUGUCCAAUCCUACUUGCGGGAUAACACUGGAGCCCAGCAAAACCAGGUACUUGCCCAGCUCUGACAGUUUCCGUUACCAGGAUGUCUGCAUUGCAGGCAAGAAGGUGGAUUACCCGCUCAACUCGGAGGCUCCGCCUCGAAGGAGCCGAACAGCCGGCAAAGGGGACAGCCAGCGUCCCAUAAGCAACACCAGCAUCUACUCUCGCGAGGAUUUAGACCUGGAUGACCUGAGCGACAGUGGCACGGACAUUGACUCCCUCAUCACCAAGAAGCUUCUGGAGCUGUACAAACUGCACCAGAUCGAACAGCUGGCCAAGUGCACUUCCGACACCUCCUUCUCGCGCAAAACCAACGAGAUCAGUGAUCUCAUCAACAGCAUCGCUCAGGACUACAACCUGGAGGAGCAGGAGGCGGAGUGUCGGCUGGUGCACGGCGUCAUUCGCAUCAGCACGCGCAAGGCCAAGAGCCAUUAUGGCCACAGGAACAAGGACUACAACUCCCAGGAUGCCUUGCAGCCGAUCAAUGGGAGGAGGGAUGGAACCCUUCCUGACAGUGGCAACGAGACAAUGACAUUCACAAAUAGCAUGGAACCUGAGGUUAAGCUUUCCGAUCCGACGCCUUCGGAUGAACUUGCACGAAAAAUGAGGGGCUACAGUAGCAGAACGUACUCCUCCAGUUCAGCCUACUCUCCCUACCAGAAUGAGACAGAUUCGUCCGGUGCUCCGUUGUUGCACUGA
Molecule: messenger RNA, 1185 nt
Organism: Chanos chanos (milkfish)
Lineage: Eukaryota; Metazoa; Chordata; Actinopteri; Gonorynchiformes; Chanidae
Gene: kdf1a
Product: keratinocyte differentiation factor 1a
Exons: 3
Coding region: 1-1185 (394 amino acids)
Biological process (GO): keratinocyte development; regulation of epidermal cell division
Cellular component (GO): cell junction
Source: RefSeq, a predicted model, not a curated record